AUGAGUCGCGACCCAGAACGCGUGAAGCGCUCGGCAGCGGUGAAAUUCAGGGCACCCGACCGGCGGCCACGCGGGGCGAAAGCUCCCCGUUGGGGCGCGGUGAGUUUGUCAUCGUUGAGAUGGCCUGCGGGCAUUGCGUUCGCUUCUACUUGGGUCCUGGUGAUGGUCUGCGGCAGCCAAAGCUUCCAAAGCUUCCAACCUGCACAGUUGUUCCCUGCCGGCGUCUUCGGAAAGUCUGGAGUCGACCCCUGCGCCGACCUGCAAAUCGAUGAGGCCUUAGGCGACCCCAAGAGGGGCGAGGACCUGGUGUUGGUGACCGGAGGCUCCGGGUUCAUCGGCAGCCACCUGGUGGAGCAACUGCUGGGCUUGGGCUACACCGUGCGGGUCUUCGACAACUUGGAGACGGGGAACCUCCUGUUCUUGAACCUGCGCCACCCGCGCUUGCAGUUUUUCUUCGGGGACAUCAUGGAUAUGGACAGCUUGAGGAGAGCCAUGGUGGGAGUGCAGGGCGUGUUUCACCUGGGCGCGGCCAGCAAGGUUCUACCUUCACUGAAGAACCCCACGAUGGGCACCUUCAACGUGGAGCGGAACUCAGUGGGCACCAGUCGCGUGCUCGAGGCGGCGAACGAGACCCAACAAGUCCGGAAGGUGAUGUAUGCAGCUUCAUCGACCUACUACGGGAACCAGGCGGUGCCGUUUUCGGAGACGGACCCCUUCAGGCCCACCUCACCCUAUGCAGCCUCGAAGUAUAUGGGGGAGCUCGUCAUGCUGACCAACGACAACCUCUACAAGCUUCCGACGCUGUCCUUGCGCUUCUUCAUGGUCUACGGGCCUCGGAACCCCUCGCAGGGCGCCUAUGCCAUCUUGACCGGGAAGUUCAUCGACCGGCUCAAGCAGAACCAGCCCCUCCUCAUCGAGGGGGACGGCCAGAACUUCCGGGACUUUGUGCACGUGGCAGACGUCGCCAGGUCGCUGAUCCUGGGAUACCAGAGCGACGUCCAUGGAACUUCCAUCAACAUCGGCUCCGGCGAGAGGCAUAGCGUGAAGGAGGUGGCAGACCUGGUCUCGGGGAAUCAGCAGUACGUGCCGGCACGCAAGAACGACUUGCUGGGCACCUUGGCGGACACCUGCCGCGCCAAGAAGCUGCUGAGCUUCCGGGCCAGGCACGACUUUGUGCAGACCAUGAAGGUGAUGAUCGCAGACGCGCUGGCGGGAUCCUCCGACUACCAUGCAGAGAUGUGGCAGGAAGAAUUCGUCCAGGGCAAGCUUGAAGAGCAUCUUCCGGGCUGGAAGGCUUUGAAUGGUCAAGAGCGCAAGGAUGCAUCCCAAGGGCUUUUGGUACGAAGUGCUGCAAGAUGA
Molecule: messenger RNA, 1359 nt
Organism: Effrenium voratum
Lineage: Eukaryota; Dinophyceae; Suessiales; Symbiodiniaceae
Source: the annotation of a GenBank genome assembly